UACACAGUGCUUCCCCUCCCUUUUUCUGCUCUCUCUACUCUUUUAUCCAACCACUGUGAAAGAAAUAGAUAGAGUGGUUAGUUUGCUUCCCCUAUUUUGAGGAAAAAACCAAUCUCUCAUCAUUUUCAGAAUACAAAGCUACUAAAUCAACCAACAGGACAGUGUUCCAAGAUUUUCUACUACUGCUCAAACAAAGAAACUCAAAGGAAGACCAAAGAACAGAAACUAACCGAAAGAAAACAUAGAGAAAAGAGUCCUUUCACUCACUCUCCCAUCAAUCGCUUCAUCAUUCAAUUUCAACCCCAUUAUCAAACUCUUCCUUCUUUUGCAUCAUCAGUACACCUUCCUUUCUCUAGUCUCUUUCUUGUAAUUUACAAAUAUGGUAAUCUUCUGAUAUUUCAAUCAAAAACCUCACAUCUUUCCCCCUUUUAUAUCAUGCCAUAUGUUCUUUUUCUCGGAACAGUCUCAUUUGGGAAAUCUCCCUUCUCUUAUUAAACCCUAAAAAAUCAAGGGUUGCCCCAAAAAAAAAAGUAAAGGGAGGGUAGAAGAAGGUGAACAGUCAAAAAAUCAAGAAGUGAAAUAUUGAUCAAAAGAAUCAGUAGAUCCCAUUGAGAGAAGAAAUUUGAGCUGAAAAUAUUCAUGGAUUCUAAUAAUAACAGCAGCAGCCACCUGAACAAUAGCAACAACAGUAAUAUUACUAUUACGUCAUCUUCUUCAACAUCGUCAUCGACCUCAAGCCGAUACGAGAACCAAAAGCGUCGAGACUGGAACACUUUCGGCCAGUACCUUAAAAACCACAGGCCUCCACUUGCCCUCUCCCGCUGCAGCGGCGCUCACGUGCUCGAAUUCCUUCGUUACCUUGAUCAAUUUGGUAAGACCAAAAUUCACACCCCGAUUUGUCCGUUUUACGGUCACCCGAAUCCUCCAGCACCAUGUCCCUGUCCACUUAGGCAAGCUUGGGGCAGUCUUGAUGCUCUUAUUGGACGUCUUAGAGCUGCUUAUGAAGAAAAUGGAGGAAAACCUGAAACAAACCCUUUUGGUGCUCGUGCUGUGAGACUUUACCUUCGUGAAGUUCGUGAUUUGCAGUCAAAAGCUAGAGGAGUUAGCUACGAGAAGAAGAAAAGGAAACGCCCUCCACCGCUGCAACAGUUACCUAUUCCGCCACCGCCAUCAUCAGGUGAUCAAACUUAACGUAAAACAUUGCUAUCUCUCGAAUUACUAGCUAAUAUGCAACUUUAAAUUUAGUUAUGGAUUUAGUUGUUUGAGGGUCUUCUAUUCUAAUAAGUACUACUAUUUCGUUAUGAUCUUUAAUUAUCACCUAUUGUUAUGUCACUAAGAAGGGUUUGUUAAUGAAUCAUAAAUUGUAGUACCAAUUUCUUUGUGUAGUUCUGCCUGUCAUUAUGGAUUUAAAGCAUAGAUUUGCAAAUGUACGAUUUUGGCACUAUUAGUAGGAGUAGUUGUUGGAACUGGUAGAGGGAGCAUAAAUCUUGUAGUCGGAGUAAAUGUACUAUGGCAGCAACAUGACUAGAGGAUCAAUACUUCGGAAUAAAUUUAAUCAUGAUAUUAUGGAAUAUUUAGCUAUCGUCAUUACUUAGAUUUCUUCUAAUAUUGUACCGUGUUAAUUGCAUCAUAUACGUCAGAUCCCUACUGAGCAUUUCCCAUAUAUAAUCAGCUAGCAUAUAGGGUUGAUCUCCAAGUUGAUAAACUUAGUUACGAGUAAAUAUUUUCUUUUUCUUUACUCAUUCAUUGUUCAAAUUAAGACCUAAUACAGAUUCUUGCUGGAUGGGUGUACUAGGAGGUAAAACGUAACUCUUUGAUAUGGGAGAUUGAGCAUUUUCUCGUGGAUCUGCUUUUUUCUUGUUUUAAUUUGCUUUUUAGCUUUCCAACUUUUGCAACUUUACUGAGAUUGAAAUGUUGGUUUUAUACACGACGUAUUCUGUUUACAGAUACUUCUUCCGGUGAGGGUUCUCAUAUACACUGAGCUCAUGCAAAUUGAAUUAAGCCUUUUUUAAAAGUGUUUUUACUGGUGAAUUAUAUAUUACUUUGAUAGCCUUUUAAAACGUUUUUAUUGAUGAACUUAUAUAUAUAUAUGUAUGUAUCUAUUAAAUUGAUUUCUAGUGCUGUCACUUCACUGAGAGGUGUUUGAUGUAAUUGGCAGACAAUGUGAUUCCUUGAUGCCCUUCAAAGAAACUGCAAGUUGCAUUGUCAUUGGCUAGUUAGUUUA
Messenger RNA from Nicotiana tabacum (common tobacco), 2224 nucleotides. Its product is annotated as protein LIGHT-DEPENDENT SHORT HYPOCOTYLS 3-like. The record is from RefSeq and is a predicted model, not a curated record. Lineage: Eukaryota; Viridiplantae; Streptophyta; Magnoliopsida; Solanales; Solanaceae. Gene Ontology annotation, cellular component: nucleus. Gene Ontology annotation, biological process: response to light stimulus; mRNA transcription.